Messenger RNA from Vanrija pseudolonga, 1461 nucleotides. RefSeq names its product Vacuolar protease A. Lineage: Eukaryota; Fungi; Basidiomycota; Tremellomycetes; Trichosporonales; Trichosporonaceae. Gene Ontology annotation, biological process: proteolysis. The coding region runs from base 115 to 1374 and encodes 419 amino acids. Gene Ontology annotation, cellular component: fungal-type vacuole. The transcript has 4 exons. Gene Ontology annotation, molecular function: aspartic-type endopeptidase activity. The record is from RefSeq and is a predicted model, not a curated record.
ACGACCCCCUCAAUCUCAUCUUCUCAUCAUCCAACCUCGACGGUAACAUCGUUGAGAUUAAACACACCCUCUUUUACCGUCUAGCCACUCCUUAUCACCCAGCACCAUCCAACCAUGAAGGCGUCCAUCCUCUUGGCCGUGCUCGCCGCCCUCGGCGCCACCGAGGCCAAGGUCCACAAGAUGAGCCUCAAGAAGCUCCCCGCCGACGCCAACAACCUCACGCCCCAGCUCGAGGCCCAGUACCUCAAGCUCAAGCACAUGGGCGCCAACCUCCUCGAGGACGCCUUUGACGCCCAGCAGCCCUUCCUCCGCCGCGGCCGCAAGGAGCGCAUCUCGGACGAGGACAAGGAGCAGCUCUGGACCCAGGUCAUUGACAACAACGUCGAUGUCCAGGGUGGCCACGGUGUCCCCCUCUCGAACUACAUGAACGCUCAGUACUACGCCCCCAUUACCCUCGGCAACCCUCCCCAGGAGUUUGGCGUCGUCCUCGACACUGGCUCGUCCAACCUCUGGGUUCCUAGCCAGCAGUGCUCGUCGAUUGCUUGCUUCCUUCACCGCAAGUACAACUCGGACGAGUCCUCGACCUACAAGGCCAACGGCUCCGAGUUUGCCAUCCGCUACGGCUCGGGCUCGCUCGAGGGCUUCGUCUCGCAGGACACGCUCACCCUCGGCGACCUGACCAUCAAGAAGCAGGACUUUGCCGAGGCUACCAAGGAGCCCGGACUUGCCUUUGCCUUUGGCAAGUUUGACGGUAUCCUUGGUCUCGGCUACGACACCAUCUCGGUCAACCACAUUGUCCCUCCCUUCUACAACGCCAUCAACCAGGGUCUCCUCGACGAGCCCGUCUUUGCCUUCCGCCUCGGUUCGUCGGACCAGGACGGUGGUGAGGCCACCUUUGGCGGCAUCGACAAGGAUGCCUUCACUGGCAAGAUCACCUACCUCCCCGUCCGCCGCAAGGGCUACUGGGAGGUUGAGCUCGAGGGCAUCGUGUUUGGCGACGACGAGCUCGAGCUUGAGAACACUGGUGCCGCCAUCGACACUGGAACCUCGCUCAUUGUCCUCCCCACGGACCUUGCUGAGAUGCUUAACAAGGAGAUUGGCGCCGAGAAGUCGUGGAACGGCCAGUACACGAUUGACUGCGCCAAGAUCCCCUCGCUCCCCGACCUCACCUUCAAGUUUGCCGGCAAGGAGUUCCCCAUCUCGGCCGAGGACUACACCCUCAACGCCGGCGGCUCGUGCAUCUCUGCCUUCACCGGCAUGGACUUCCCCCCUCCCAUGGGCCCCCUCUGGAUCAUUGGUGACGCCUUCCUGAGGAAGUACUACUCGGUCUACGACCUUUCGCGCAACGCUGUCGGCCUCGCUGUCUCCAAGUAAGGAGUGUGCCAAGUGUGCGUAGUAGUAUGCGCAGUAUGUUAGCAGUAUUACAGUAGCUCAAGCAGAUGAAUUUGCAUUGGCGACGUA